Molecule: messenger RNA, 2244 nt
Organism: Cladophialophora yegresii CBS 114405
Lineage: Eukaryota; Fungi; Ascomycota; Eurotiomycetes; Chaetothyriales; Herpotrichiellaceae
Exons: 3
Coding region: 1-2244 (747 amino acids)
Source: RefSeq, a predicted model, not a curated record
AUGCAGAGCCAAGAUAGCCCGCCUCGACAUCUGAGGAAUGUGCCCGGCUUCCGAGAUCUUCGUAUCGGCUCGCCUACCAGCUGGCGCUCCUCGCUCCAUCGCAGACAGCUGAACGGUGAAAGUCACAGUGACUUAUACGAGCUGCUCGACACCUUGAACACAGAAUCCGAUCAGAACACAACCGCAGGUCAUCCAGACACCCGAGUGGAGAACGGCCAGCUCUAUGGGGAGCCUAUCUAUGCCGAAACUAUUGUGGGCCAGCCUGCUGUUCCUCGAUCGCAGCGCCUGGUAGGCAGCUCGGAGGAAACUCUGACAGCACAGCCAUUUCGGCGCGCUGCAAUAUGGAAAGAGCUCUGGUUUCCUCUGCUGUGCAUACACGGCUCGAUGCUACUCAUUCUAGGUACGCUGGCUGUCCUAGUUUCGGUCUACCGAGUGAAGCCUCAGAGAGGUCUCUUCUUCGACCCCAUCGGAUGGACCGACAGCAGGCAAAGGGCCUAUAUACUACUCAACGUCCCCGCAACAUGGUUGACGUUCGUUACGGGACGAGCCACACAGAUCGCGGGCCUUCUCUCGGGAUUCCUCAUGCAACUGUGGACUUGGAAGACGGCACAAUCGAUGGCCGAGGCUUCCAAGUUACCGAAAGCCGAUGAAUUACCAACUCCAUAUCAACUCAGCUUGCUGAUAGGAAUGCUCCUGGCUUCUCCUGACAGACUGCGACGAUACGUUUCAUAUCGAUGCUUCCGGCAGCAACGAAAGAAGGCACCACGCUCUCCCGGGCUUCUUCUCCAAGCCGGGCUCAUGCUCAGUGUUUGCUUCCUCAUGGCGACUCUGAUGUUCAGUGCUGAUACCUUGGUGCACUACACGACGGAAACGAUCCAGUACGACCAAGUGAGAGUGGACAGCAUUGUACAGGGAUCCGGGCGCGGCUUAUCUGAGCAGUGCCUGUCUGUAAAGAGGGAAGAGAAUUUCGGGUUUCCCUGUUCGAUCAACAACCUCAUCUCCAAUGAAGCAUUCCUUGCCGAACAUAACGAGAUGCUCUUUCUGUACCACAACAGCUCACAGACCUCGGAGAUUCGAGUCGUCGCAUCCGACGUCGGCGACAUGGCACUCCUGCUUCCCAAAACUCAAAGUCUCUCACCAUAUGUCGACUACCGUGCUUCCACGAUCGGCAUUACCUCGCAGUGCAAGCCUGUCACCACGUCGUGCAACUUUGACGUCUGGGGUCCCGAGGAUUUGUACUCCGGCUUCUACUGCAGUCCCAAUUUCUGGGGUUCCCUGGGUGGAUCCGAGACGAACGUUUCUGUGCCUGGCACAGACUAUCCUGCCUUGGCGUUCAAGGUCGAUUCCAAUAUUCUGCUGGCUUUCUUCAUGGACGAAGGUCUCACCGAACCCUACAACCCCUUUGGAUACAACCCAGACACGGGCGCCCCGGAUCCAAACAUCCCGCUUAUGCCCGACAGCCAACUUAUCAAUAAAGUCUACGUUGCCUUCGCCACCAGAUUUGCAUCCACCGCCGUCCUCGCCAACGCCGACCUCUCCCUCGACGCAGGCUUCUUCAAGGGUCCGAAUCCCGUUUACGACAGCGUCAUCGCAUGCAGCUACCAAUCUCUCCAUGUCGAGUACAAUUGGUUCAACGGUUCCAUCAGGGACUUGGAGACCACUCCGGCACCGAACGGAACGAUCUCGGAAAUCUGGCACGGCGGGCACAUUUCGUCCUCGGUCUCCGGCACGAGCGCGACGCUACAGACGAUCCUCAAACAGGCCGCCGUGCAGAACUCGAGCACGGCCUUUGCGCAGACGUGGGCAAGCCUAUACUCGCCUGUCAUCAUGGCCACUAUUGGCGGCCUGAGUUCCCCUCGGGCAAACCUGCUACAACAGACUCGGGUACCAAUGUUAGUCAUCAAGGUUUCGAUUCCUGCGCUAGUGUUCUUGGGCUGGUGCUGUCUCGCGUACAUCGCGGUGGGUUGUACCCUGGCCGUGCUUGCCGUGCGGACCGCGUCAAGAGGAGACGUGCGCGACGCCAAAGUCAGACUGACGCUGUUCGGACUCGUCGCGUGGGCCGUGGCUGCGGCGGGACGACGGGGACAUGGCGGUGGUGGCGGGCUCUUACCUCGGGAGCAGGAUAUCGGGGAAGAGGACGAUAGAGUGGGAUUACUGCAGGGUCGGGACGGUAGCUUUUACUUCAAGGUGAUCAGCGGUGGUGAUAAGGAUGCGAGAACGCGGAUCAAUCCGUCUGCAUGCUAG